AUGGGAAGCUGCGGAAGCAACGGGCACGGUACAGCUGUGGUGGUGGUGCCGCGGCCGCACGCUGAAGGCCCAGCGGCUAUGCUCGGCAUCGGCACGGCGAACCCCACCGGCGUGCUAAUGCCCCAGGACGUCUUCGCCGACACCCUCUUCCGCAUCACCAACAGCGACCACCUCACUGAGCUCAAACACAAGCUAACCAGAAUUUGCGGCAACACGGGCAUCGACAAGCGGCACUUCCACCUCACGGAGGAGACGCUGGCGGCUCAUCCGGAGCUGCUCGACCCGGAGCUGCCGUCGCUGGGUACGCGGGUGGACAUGACCGUCGACGCCGUGCCCAAGCUCGCGCAGCGUGCCGCGGCCAAGGCCAUCGCCGAGUGGGGCCGUCCGCCCGCCGACAUCACCCACCUCGUCUUCACCACCUACUCCGCCUGCGGCGCCCCGAGCGCCGACCUCCGCCUGGCCACGCUGCUCGGCCUCAGGCCCACCGUCAGCCGCACCAUUCUCAGCCUCCACGGCUGCUACGGCGGCGGCCGGGCGCUGGGCCUCGCCAAGGAGCUCGCCGAGAACAACCGCGGGGCGCGCGUCCUCGUGGCCUGCUCCGAGACCACGCUCGUCUGCUUCGGCGCGCCCGACGGCGGCAACCUCGUCGGCCACGCCAUCUUCGGGGACGGCGCCGGCGCGGUCAUCGUCGGGGCCGGCCCGUUCCUCGACGGCGAGCAGCGCCCCAUCUUCGAGAUGGUCCACGCCAUGCAGACCACGGUGCCCAAGACGGAGCACGCGCUAGGCAUGCAGGUCACCGGCGGUGGCAUCGACUUCCACCUCUCCAUCCAGGUGCCCACGCUCAUCGGACAGAACGUGGAGCGCUGCCUCCUCAACGCGUUCCGCGGAGGACACGACGACGACGACGACGAUGCUCAUCUUCCGUCUCCAUUAUCCGGGAACGGAAAUAAGUGGAACGACUUCUUCUGGGCGGUGCACCCAGGUGGCCGCCAGAUCCUGGACAACAUAGACAAGGUGCUCAAGCUGGAGCCGGAGAAACUGGCGGCCAGCCGGCACGUGCUCCGUGAGUACGGCAACAUGAGCGGCGCGACCAUCGUCUUCGUGCUCGACGAGCUGCGCCAGCGCCGGAGCCUGCUGCCGGAGUGGGGCGCCAUGAUGGCCUUCGGUCCUGGAAUCACCAUCGAGACCAUGGUGCUCCGCUGCCCACGCUAG
This is a messenger RNA of Triticum turgidum subsp. durum (durum wheat), 1212 nucleotides long. The record is from the annotation of a GenBank genome assembly. NCBI's taxonomy places the organism in Eukaryota, Viridiplantae, Streptophyta, Magnoliopsida, Poales, Poaceae.